CCACAGAUCUUGACACUGUGCACAGAAUUAUACAUAAUGGCGUACCGUCUGAGGUCAAAAACGCAGUGCAUUGAAGGUAUGGUCACUAUGGGGCUGCUCACCCUCCAGACAGCAGUCCUCUUCCUAGAAGUCUCCUUGGCUGGUGCUGAGGUGCAGGAAGUGAGUGAUGACAGCAGAGACAUUCUUCGGCGAGGGCUUCCUUUCGAGGCAAACGACCAAGACAAGUUUCACAGAGACGAACUCGUGACUGCCUUGACCGGAGCCUCAAUUUGUGUCACUGGAGGAAGGUUCUUCGUCAUCAACCGGCCCUUCAUCAUAACGGUGAUAAGUGCCGUUACCACUUACUUCAUAGUGAUGAUGCAGUUCAUACAGUCCUCUGAGAUGGGGAGUGUUGCAGUCAUCGACACCACCUCAUCACCGUCAAACUGCAGCCUCGCCUAACCGUAAACAUGUGUCGCUGCUGCUCAUAUUAUUGUCGAUCAUAUAUUUUUUUUACGUAAAUUAAUGAUAUAUAGACUAAUAGAUAUAUAAAGGAAGAAAGGAAACAAAGUAAUGCAUAUAUUGAUUGCUAGAUAGAUAUAUAACUGAACUGAACAAUUCUCUCUCUCUCUCUCUCUCUCUCUCUCUGGUACAGUAAAAUGACCGUGCGUCAAGAAGUGUUUUAAGCUUAACAAAUGUACUGCCCCCAGUGCCCUUUGACUGCAGUAAUGAAAAGAAAAAAAAAAAAAAGUUGCCCUGCGUUUUCUCUGAGCGGAGGCCACCAGGAAGAGAAAUCUUGUGUAAUUAGUGACCACGAUGAUGAAAAAGAGAAGAUAGUAUAAUUGGAAGUGUUCCACUGGCUAGUGCAGUGCUCUAGAGUGCUCCUCCUCCUUUAUUCAAAUUUGCUGGCGUGUCUUGCUAUUAAUGAGAAUCACCUAUGUCCAACAAUAUA
This is a messenger RNA of Portunus trituberculatus (swimming crab), 931 nucleotides long. RefSeq lists its product as uncharacterized. NCBI's taxonomy places the organism in Eukaryota, Metazoa, Arthropoda, Malacostraca, Decapoda, Portunidae. The record is from RefSeq and is a predicted model, not a curated record. Gene Ontology annotation, biological process: sensory perception of taste. Gene Ontology annotation, cellular component: membrane. The transcript has 4 exons. The annotation marks the transcript as partial.